AUGGCUUGGGUGAACUGGACCAAGGUCAGUCUUUUGAAAAAGAACAGUGGGUUAGGUAUUAAGAAUCUAAGGUUAACUAAUAAAUCCAUUCUUCCCAAAUGGUCGUGGAGGUAUGCGACGCAAAGAAGUACUCCGUGGAGAAACAUUGCUCAACAGAAAGGUAUGGUAAACAAAAACAUUGCUUUGCCUGCUGACAAUAUCACUGUGCAAGGAAAUAUUUUAAGGAGGAACAUCACAAGGAUGGUGCCAGAAAUUCAAAGAUUUGUUACUUUUAAAAUUAAUGACGGUAAGAACAUCAUAUUUUGGUUUGAUCAUUGGACUGAUAGGGGAAGUAUCAAGGACAUGUUCCCUGUCAUUUUCAAAGCCUGUAAACACAAACAAGCAACUAUCUCGGAGAUGAUUAGAGACGGAAGUUGGCAGGGUAACUUCAAAGCAAAUUUGAAUCAGAAUGAGCAAAUGGAGUGGGAUAUCCUUCUUAGAGAUUUAGGUCAUGUUCCUACUUUAGUAGACGAGGAUGAUGAUGUGCACUUCGUGGAGAAUGUUUGCCCUAAAUCUUGUUACAAUGCAACUAUAAUCAUCUUUUGUGGCUGA
Messenger RNA from Papaver somniferum (opium poppy), 591 nucleotides. RefSeq lists its product as uncharacterized. Bases 1 to 591 code for a protein of 196 amino acids. The transcript has a single exon. The record is from RefSeq and is a predicted model, not a curated record. Lineage: Eukaryota; Viridiplantae; Streptophyta; Magnoliopsida; Ranunculales; Papaveraceae.